Neopelma chrysocephalum (saffron-crested tyrant-manakin) is the source of this 4184-nucleotide messenger RNA. RefSeq names its product solute carrier family 25 member 3 (gene SLC25A3). The coding region runs from base 110 to 1189 and encodes 359 amino acids. The transcript has 8 exons. Gene Ontology annotation, molecular function: phosphate transmembrane transporter activity. The record is from RefSeq and is a predicted model, not a curated record. Gene Ontology annotation, cellular component: mitochondrial inner membrane. Lineage: Eukaryota; Metazoa; Chordata; Aves; Passeriformes; Pipridae. Gene Ontology annotation, biological process: mitochondrial phosphate ion transmembrane transport.
GGCGCGGGACGUUGCGCGGCGGCCCCGCCCCCGGCCCACGAAGGGCAAGGUGACGGCGCGGGGCCCACAUUCGGCCUCUGCCGCAGCGGCUCCAUCUUGCGAGGUCGCCAUGUUCUCGUCCAUCGCGCCGCUCGCGCGGCACAACCCCUUCUACGCGCCGCACUUCCAGCUGGUCCAGGACGGCGUGAGGAAGCGCCCAGCGGAGCCCGCGGAGGCGCCUGCCGCGCGCCGGGAGUUGGCGGCCGCAUCGGCCGCCGAAGAAUACAGCUGUGCCUAUGGCUCAAACAGAUUCUUUAUGCUUUGUGGCCUUGGUGGGAUUAUUAGCUGUGGAACAACACAUACGGCACUGGUUCCCCUAGACCUGGUUAAAUGCAGAAUGCAGGUUGAUCCACAAAAAUACAAGAGCAUCUUCAAUGGAUUUUCAGUGACAAUCAAUGAAGAUGGCGUUCGUGGCUUGGCUAAGGGAUGGGCUCCAACCUUUAUUGGAUAUUCCAUGCAAGGGCUUUGUAAAUUUGGUUUCUAUGAAGUUUUCAAAAUCCUAUAUGGCAACAUGCUGGGAGAGGAAAAUGCCUAUUUGUGGCGUACUUCACUAUAUUUAGCUGCAUCUGCCAGUGCAGAGUUUUUUGCUGACAUUGCUCUGGCUCCAAUGGAAGCUGCUAAAGUUCGUAUUCAGACACAGCCUGGAUAUGCAAACACUCUGCGUCAAGCUUUACCUAAAAUGUUUGGAGAAGAAGGCAUCUGGGCUUUCUAUAAAGGUGUUGCUCCACUAUGGAUGAGACAGAUUCCAUACACAAUGAUGAAAUUUGCCUGCUUUGAACGUACUGUGGAAGCUCUCUACAAGUAUGUUGUUCCCAAGCCACGAAGUGAAUGUACAAAAGGAGAACAGCUGGUAGUCACAUUUGUGGCAGGCUAUAUUGCUGGUGUGUUCUGUGCAAUUGUUUCCCAUCCUGCUGACUCAGUGGUGUCUGUGUUGAACAAAGAAAAGGGCAGCUCUGCUUCACAGGUUCUUAUGAGGCUUGGAUUCAAAGGUGUAUGGAAAGGUCUGUUUGCUCGUAUCAUUAUGAUUGGUACCCUGACUGCACUACAGUGGUUCAUCUAUGAUUCUGUCAAGGUUUAUUUCAGACUUCCUCGCCCACCUCCACCUGAAAUGCCAGAGUCUCUGAAGAAGAAGCUUGGUCUAACUGAAUAGACAACUCAUGGACUGACUGCUCGCUGUCCCAGUGAUGAGUUUCAUGAAACUUUUAUAUAUUUGACUAUGUAGAAAACAAACUCUAUAUGAUGUCAUUAUUGGCUGUGCCCUCAUCUCACAUGAGGGUUUAAAUUCAACCACUGUCAUUGCCUGAAAUAAAUGAGAAACAGAGUGCUUAGUGUCUGUUUACUACUGCAUAUGUAAGCUUCAUUUCGUAGCAGCAAAUAUGUCAAAUACUCUCCCUGCUUUCCUCUCCCCCCCAAAAAAAAGUUUAAAAAAAUUACCAGGUUCUACACAUUAGGAAUCAGAGAAGUGUUACUCUUCCACUUGUAACAAAACUAGGCUUUCACUGUUUCCAGAGAAGUGCCAAAACGUGUCCUUGUAGAACUGCAGAAACAAACUGCAGUCUUGUGCACUUUGAGUCCACUGAUCAUUUGCCUAUAAUAAGCUGUUACUGUAGAAUACUUGAACUCCUGAGUAGCUGAGAUGAGACUGCAGUCUGAUAGGGCAUCCUGGUUGUAAUACUGGUGUUCCCCACAGAGAUAAAAAGAACCUUGUACAUCCUAAAGCUGUUUCUGCCUUCGGAUGGUCAUCCCAACUUAACUAACUUAUGCUUACUUGACUGAUUUUUGCUUCUCUUGGCUUUGAACCACACCAAAGAACUUGGUCCUUCUGGUUGUCCUGUGGAAUUAAACCUCUUUAACUAAAAAAAAAGCUGAUGUUAAUAAAGAUUUUCAAAUAUAUUUAACCACUAAAAGCUUAAUUCAGCUUUCCAAUAAGAUAAAAAUGGCUUGUCUUUUAUUCGAGAGUUGGAAAAACUUGCCAGCUUUUCCCUACAUUUGCUAUGGGUGUAGUUUUUAAUUUUUUUUUUUUCUGAAUCAGUUUAAUGCUGAGCUUUGGUUGAACCAUGCACUUUUGCAGGGCAAGGAGUCAUACCAUUUUUUUUUUUUGGACCCUGCUGUGCAGAAAUCUAGGUUCCUAGGCAUGCAAGAGGAGACAAUCGUGCAGUCUUUUACUGAAGAAUGAUAACACUGCCUUCUGCAUUUCACUUGUUCAGUAACCCACAGUAUAUAAUCACUUCACCCUCUCCAGUACUACUUUGUUCACAUAGUAGAGCUGGAGCUGAAAUUUCUUUUGUGCAAAACUGUGGAUAUUAUCUGCCUUUCAGCAUGUGAGCUGAUAAUACUGAACUUACAUUGGCACUCACAUAUGUUGUACUGUUCCUUCCUCUUUACUUGGUUCCUUCAGAGCCAAAAGGACAAUUAAGGCAGGUGCCAUUGGAAUAGCAUAAAUAUACUGACUGCUGCCUUUUGCUGGAGUCUGAUGUGCCUGCUAUUGUUUUGCUUAGCAUCAAGCUUCUCACCCCUUGGGAAAACCCUCCAACUUCCAAGAUUUUGAUGAUUAUACUGAACAAGAAAGAUAGGCCUUAUUUUGAAUUGCUACCUUUCAGAAUGUGGAAUAAAAUCUAAAACUUCUCCAUUUCCCUGUCACCAGGACAGUAAUAAAGGCACUCUUAGAGUGGCUGGUAUCUUAACUGUGUUACACAGCAAAGUCAAAUACCCUAAGUCUAAACAAAACAUUUGUGCAAGUACUUUGGUGUUGAAUUAAAAUUGUUUAAUGAUAAAAGUAUGUAAAUCUUGUUUCUUCAUAGUGAGUGGGAAGCUUUGAAGUUAUUUAAUGAGUCAUGCUUCUAAGAGCUUUCUUGGAGAAGAGCCUUUAGUAUGACUUGAUCUUGUAUCAAGACCAUAGAUGUUAAAUCAGCUUUUGAAGUUAACUUACGUGUGUGGUACAGCUUGUUAGAAAAAAAACAGUAUCACUUUUGUGUACUGAAUAUCAGUUUCUUUAAAAGCAUAUUUUAACUCAGUAGAUAUUUCUUUUUUUGCUGUAAAACAUCUCAAGUUCCUUCUAAUUCUGGGGGAAGUGAAGCACUUCUGUCAAAUUUUAAGGCUGGCAGAAGAGUGAGACAAGCUUGGCUCGUGCAGUGAGGUAGCCUGAUUGUCAAGCAAUCCAAUGCUGAGCUAAAUUUCACAAGACUGCUUCUUAUUGUUCUAUACAGUGAGCAAAAUCGUACAAUUUUUCCCUAGAAUAGGGUCAACAUUGCGCAGUUUUUUUGCACAGUAAUAGGAGAAUCUGAAGUCUGUUUUCUCAUUGCUCAAGGGUAGACCUGAAACUGUCCUUUUAAAGAUGCUCAGAUUUAUCAAGGUAGAUCUGAGACUACAAGAAGCAGCCAGCAGUUCCUCUUCUGAGAAAGGGAAAAUAUACAUAGUGAUCAUUACAGUGUUGUGUUUCAGUGGAAAACUCAAGAGGGGGAGAGAAUUGUCCUGCAGGUGCUGGCUUCAUUGACAUUCAGCCAUAGGCUUGCUCAGAUGCUUGUUCAGAAAGGGUUUGACAUAUAAAAUGUUUCUUAAAGUUUCUUAAAAUACCUGCUGGUAUUUUAAAUAAGCUUCAGUGGGAAAAAUGUAGUAUUAAAAUGCAUUUAAAAGGUCAACUUUGUAAUUGAUAACUGCUUUGUGCAUAAUGCCUGGUACAUUUUCUGAAGGCUGGGAAGCUGGGGCAUGGGAGCAGUGGUGCCUUUGAUGGACUCGCUCUUCCAUUGCAGGGCAAGUCCUGUAUCGAAAAGGAGCACUCCAUUUUGAACUACCGACCCAUCACUAAACCCCAAAGUGCUUUGUAAAACAUGGAUUGUGUAUAUGCUGCUUGUGUAUAUUUUAUGAAUGACAAAACAUCCUUUCUUGCUGGUUUUGGAGCUGAGAUGAGUUUUCUGGUUUAAAGCAUAUAGUUCUAUAAAUUUGGAAUAACAACUCCAUUCACACACAGUAUUUGUAUCAGGUUGUACUACAGAUCAAAUGUGCUGAUACUUGCUGAAAUGUUUGUUGCAUAUCAUUUUAAAAUGGGCUGUAAUAAUAGAAAUAGUUGUAAUUAAUUUACAUUUCUAUAUAGAAAUGAUGUAGUUCACAGUGAAAACAAUAAACAUCCUGCUUUUUUAUAGCAAAUA